AGCUGACGUCAGAGCCAGCCUGGGCAGCUCGCGGGCGUGCUGGCGUUGCUCCGACGAACCGGAGUUGUUUGUUUAGAGCCGAGCUGGCGGGAAGAGGCGCUGAAGCCGGAGCGGAGUUCUCGGCCGCCUCUCCUCUGCAACGGCAAUGCCUGGCUAGCAAAGAGAGCCGUUUGCGAACGCGACCGGGAUCUCCACUCGCCGCAAGCUUAUGUACAUACUCCAGAAAACAAUGAGGGAAACUAUGCCCCAGACGCCAAUAUUUUCCAGCAUGCUUGGUUCUGGAUGUAGUGGGCAAGUACAGCCAGAUACGGGAGAGAGAAGCGGAGAUCCCAUUUAUCAGGAGGGGAGUCUCGUCUCUGGAUCACUGGAGGCCCUGAUUGAGCGCCUGGUACCCACUACAGACUACUAUCCUGAUAGGACAUACAUCUUCACCUUUCUGCUGAGCUCCCGAGUCUUCAUCCACCCCCAUGAGCUCCUAGCUAAAGUCGGACAAAUCUGCCUUAAACAGAAACAGCAACUGGAGGCUGGAGUCGAAACAGACAAGGCAAAGCUCAAGUCCUUUGCUGCCAAGAUUAUCCAGCUCUUGAAGGAAUGGACUGAAACAUUCCCCUAUGACUUCCAGGAUGAGAAAUCUAUGAAAGAGCUGAAGGAAAUUGCUCACAGGAUCACGCAGUGCGAUGAGGAAAACGGAACAGUCAAGAAAAUAAUCAGUCAGAUGACCCAGAAUCUGCUGGUGACCCUUUCUGCACGGAAUCAGUACCAGGAGAUCCGAGAGAAGUUCCGCCAACCCGUCACCGACAAAGGCCCAAUCCUUAAAACGAAGCCUCAGUCAUCGCAGAAGGACAUUCUGAGCAUCUGCUGUGAUCCGUUAGUCCUUGCCCAGCAGCUAACACAUAUCGAACUGGAGAGAGUGAGCAACAUUUACCCUGAGGACCUCAUGCAAAUUGUCAGCCAUGUCGACUCUCUGGAUAAUCACAAGUGCCGAAGCGACGUUAUGAAGACCUACAACCUAGAAGCCUAUGACAACUGGUUUAAUUGCCUCAGCAUGUUGGUGGCCACAGAGAUUUGUAAGGUUGUGAAGAAAAAGCAGCGAACGAGAAUAGUGGAGUUUUUUAUUGACGUGGCAAGAGAGUGCUUCAACAUUGGAAACUUUAAUUCCAUGAUGGCUAUCAUCUCUGGUAUGAAUUUAAGCCCUGUGGCACGGCUAAAGAAAACCUGGUCCAAAGUCAAAACAGCCAAAUUUGAUGUUUUGGAGCAUCACAUGGACCCAUCCAGCAACUUCUGUAACUAUCGAACAGCCCUUCAAGGAGCUGCACAAAGAUCCCAGACAGCACACAGCAGCCGGGAGAAGAUAGUCAUCCCCGUUUUCAACCUGUUUAUUAAAGAUAUCUACUUCCUGCACAAAAUACACACCAACCACUUGCCCAAUGGCCAGAUAAACUUCAAAAAGUUCUGGGAAAUCUCAAGGCAAAUUCAUGACUUCAUGACAUGGAAGCAGGUUGAGUGUCCUUUUGAGAAGGAUAAGAAAAUUCAGAGUUAUCUACUCACAGCACCUAUUUAUAGUGAGGAAGCUUUGUUUAUUGCGUCCUUUGAAAGUGAGGGUCCAGAAAAUCACAUGGAGAAAGAUAGCUGGAAGACGCUCAGAACAACUCUGCUCAACAGAGCCUGAAGUUUUGGACUUUGCUCCAGAUUCUGAAGCACACACUAAGGACAUUAUUUUUAAAUCCUGAAUGACUCAGUUCGAGACAAGGAAGGCCUCACUGGUUGGGGUCUGUUUUGUACAUACGAUACCUUUUGGCUUACAAAAGAAAAGACGUGCUCAAUAUUUCGCAUCGACUUUAAGGCACUUAAAAAUGAAGGAUUUUGUUUUUUAAACUAUUUAAAAAAAAAUCAAGGGCCGGGCCCUGUUCUCAGAGAUGAAUUGGAUAACGGGGAGAGGGGGGAGUGUCCAUGGAGACGUCUCGUUCAAAUGACAUCCAGAUCUUUAUUUUCAUGUUUGCUCACUUCCACACCUAAUACACGCACACUCUCAAAGGGAUCCAACACAUACAAGCUCAGUGCUCCAGUCCGCCUUGAAUCAGAAGAUAAAUGUCAUAAUGCAGGCUGAAGAGCUUGGAAUCAACAAGGUUUCCACAGACCUAAAGAGGUAUCAGGUAAUUCCCCACCACUACCAUAGGUGUGUGGUGCCCUGACCUGGAUAGCCCAGGUGAACCUGAUCUUGUCAGAUCUCAGAAGCUAAGCAGGGUCAGUCUUGGUUGGUAAUUGGAUGGAAGACCUUCAAUGAAGACCAGGGUUGCAGAGGCAGGCAAUGGCCAACCACCUCUGUUAGUCUCUUGCCAUGAAAACCCCACCAGGGGUUGCCAUAAGUCAACUCUGACUUAAGGGCACCACACACACACACACACGUAGGCUGAACCAUUAUGCUAAAUCAGCUAUAAGCACAGAGGCCUUGUCAAACUUGAAGCCUGCCCCGUUCCCAGCCUUUUGGGAGGGGAGCCCAAGUCCCCUCCCAUUAUUUCCUUGUGGCAUCUGAUGAAACUAUUGUCUGUGAAUACGUUAGCUUGUAGUGCAGCAAGAAUCUGUCAUUUUUACUGCCAGAGAUUUAAUGCCACAGCCCUUCUGAAAUAGAUCCCCACAGCCGUGGGACUGCCCCUCUUCGCUUUCCAUUCUUUCCCUUGGGGAUGCUUCCCUUCUUGCCUCAUUUUAUGGAGCAACUCAAAACAGUGUUCUUAGGGUCCGUAGAUACACGGCAGCAGAAUCAAGUGGUAUGGUUGUCCUAGAGUGGGGGCUCUAUGUUCAGAUAGAAAAAUCACGUAAGAGAGAGAAGGCAAAGCUAAACUUUUCUCCUCAAUAUUUCAGCUUUAUAUGCAGCAAAUUUAUUUUCAUCAGGAGCAUUCAAAGAUACAGCCUCAUACCUCUUUAGGCUGCAGGUGACAAGACUGGGCCCAGCUUUACCCAGCUGCUCUUGGCAAUGGUCUCUAUUUACCCGCGGCUGCAAGGAAACAGUUCGGCACAGGGACUCCUUGUCUCCAUUAGCCUGGCCUUAAACCACUGCAGCUGCAGAGCUGCUUCCCUCUUACAUCAGAUAAUAGUGCCUUACAAGGUACUGAAGUUGUUUAGCGUACCUUCCUUUACAGCUUUGGUGGGAAACAAGCAAAAUAAAGAUAUGGAUGUCUUUUUUUGAAAAGAAGAAGAAAACCAGCUAGAUCUUUGUAAAUAAACUGGAAGAUAACAGCACAUCAACAAGAGUAUACCUGUCUACAUAAUAACGGUGCAGCAAGAUUUAUUUUUGUUUACAAGGAAAAAUGGGAAAAUGGCUCGAUCUCUCUUUUUCCUCAGCCCCCACUUUUACUACUUCUGAGAACUACUUAGUUUACAUUUUGUUUAUCAGGGAUUUUCGGGGGGAGGAGAAUCAAUGCAUACAAUCAUUACAAUCUUGUCAAAAUUGGCAAUGGUUUGUGUUUUAAAAACUAGCUCUGGAUAAUAAAUACUGAUAUUGGUGGCAAAAGAUAAUGUGUUAAUAACCCAGCUAAUGUUUAAAGGUGGAAUUUUUAAAGAAGACUCUCUGACAGGGUGAAUUCAGGUUGAAGAUAAUACCAUCAUAUAAGCAUGGGUAAUGUUUAGGAAAAUAGAUUUUUUUUUUUUAGGAAAAUAGAUUUUUAUUUAAUAAUAACCAUUCUACAACAACAUGUUUAGGAAGCUCUCCUUGGUGAGCAUGUUAACUGUCGGAGUUAUCAACUGUACUUUUCCCCAGUCCCGUCACUGAUACCAGUAAUCAGGGCUUUUUUUCAGCGGGAACAUGGUGGAACGGAG
Molecule: messenger RNA, 3813 nt
Organism: Eublepharis macularius
Lineage: Eukaryota; Metazoa; Chordata; Lepidosauria; Squamata; Eublepharidae
Gene: RASGEF1A
Product: RasGEF domain family member 1A
Exons: 13
Coding region: 209-1669 (486 amino acids)
Biological process (GO): positive regulation of GTPase activity; Ras protein signal transduction
Cellular component (GO): plasma membrane
Molecular function (GO): guanyl-nucleotide exchange factor activity
Source: RefSeq, a predicted model, not a curated record